GGAGACCAAAAGGUAUGAAAACUAUGAAAGAUAAAUCAUUAGCUGAUUGUAGAUUGUAUAAAGAAAAAUUAAUAGAAUUGAUUGUUGUGCACUCGAAAAAAUUGUGUCUUGCGUCAGAUAAUUUGAUUUCUGAAAAAAAGAAAGGAUUUGAAAUACUCGUAUAUAAUGCUGAUGUUUCUACUUUAGAAAAGAAUCACGCCUUUGAGGCAUUCAAUUGCCCGCAAGUAUCAAUUUGGAUUAUAAUUGAUGUUUUGUAUUCAGCUACUCAAACACCUACUAUUUCAUCUUUGGUUGUUUGCGGUCACCUAUUUAUCUAUUCGGUUGCACAACAAAGAUGUCUGAACCAACGCAGCGACCCAAAACUCUUGGUAGAAACCUUAAACCAAACUACCGGGGUGGCCCAGGCUUGA
Entrophospora candida is the source of this 410-nucleotide messenger RNA. Lineage: Eukaryota; Fungi; Glomeromycota; Glomeromycetes; Entrophosporales; Entrophosporaceae. The record is from the annotation of a GenBank genome assembly.